CCUGCCAUGUAAACGAUCCUCGGCCCCACGAAAAGACAGCAACCUGUUGAACAACCUAACGUGUAUCUGUUUAAUUUGUUAAAAAGGCAAAAUGAGGGCAGUUCCUACGUGGAUUGACAAAGUACAUGAUCGCGACAAAGUUGAGCAAUGUAUCUACGACCUUGCCUUCAAACCAGAUGGCAGCCAGCUUAUUGUGGCAGCUGGGAAUCGUGUUUUGGUGUAUGACACAUCAGAUGGAACUCUCAUUCAGCCUCUGAAAGGACACAAGGACACCGUGUACUGUGUCGCCUACGCCAAAGAUGGGAAACGGUUUGCCUCAGGUUCUGCUGACAAAAGCAUCAUCAUCUGGACAUCUAAACUGGAGGGUAUUUUGAAAUAUACACAUAAUGACUCCAUCCAGUGUGUUGCCUACAACCCAGUCAGCCACCAGCUGGCCUCCUGCUCCUCUGGGGACUUUGGUCUGUGGUCCCCAGAACAGAAAUCUGUAUCCAAGCACAAAGUCAACAGCAAGAUAACAUGUUGUGGGUGGACCAAUGACGGUCAGUACCUGGCCCUGGGAAUGAUGAACGGGGUGGUGAGCAUCAGGAAUAAGAACGGAGAGGAGAAGGUGAAAAUAGAGCGACCAGGAGGAUCCUCCUCUCCUAUCUGGUCCAUCGCAUGGAACCCCUCCAAGGACUGGUGGAAGUGGAUGCCCUUCUGUGAGGGAGAGGACAACGAGGCGGUGGAUGUGGACAGCAGCAUGCCAGAGCCCCUGUGCCUGCUCAUUGACACCGCCUACAGCCAGAGCUGCAGUGGCAGGGUAGAGGUCCUGGGGCUAGGCAGGCAGCUGGAGAGAGAGAGGCAGAUAGGAAGAGGAGCAGAGACGGACAGGUCUGAAGGAGAGGAGGGGGAGCCCAUGCUGCAGGGAGUGUUCUCUGAUCCAGACCACUUCAGCCAGCUCAGGGAUGAGCACAAUGACAUCCUGGCUGUGGCAGACUGGGGGCAGAAGCUGUCCUUCUAUCAGCUCAGUGGAAAACAGAUUGGGAAGGACAGAACUCUGACCUAUGACCCCUGCUGUGUCAGCUACUUCUCCAAGGGGGAAUACAUUGUGAUGGGUGGCUCGGACAAGCAGGCCUCCCUCUACACCAAAGAUGGGGUGCGGCUCGGCACCAUCGGGGAGCAGAGCUCCUGGGUGUGGACCUGUAGAGUCAAACCUGACUCCAACUAUGUGGUGUUGGGCUGCCAGGAUGGGACCAUAGCCUUCUUCCAGCUCAUCUUCAGCACGGUGCACGGCCUGUACAAGGACCGCUAUGCCUACAGAGACAGCAUGACUGAUGUCAUCGUCCAGCACCUCAUCACUGAACAGAAAGUGAGGAUCAAGUGCAGAGAGCUUGUGAAGAAGAUAGCUAUCUACAGGAACCGCCUGGCCAUCCAGCUGCCUGAGAAGAUCCUCAUCUACGAGCUGUACUCUGACGACUCCUCGGACAUGCACUACCGCAUCAAGGAGAAGAUCUGCAGAAAGUUUGAGUGCAACCUGCUCGUGGUCUGCUCCCAGCACAUCAUCCUGUGUCAGGAGAAGAGGCUGCAGUGUCUGUCCUUCACCAGUAUCAAGGAGAAGGAGUGGCUUAUGGAGUCUCUGAUUCGCUACAUCAAAGUGAUUGGUGGCCCACCGGGCAGAGAGGGCCUACUGGUGGGGCUGAAGAAUGGAGCUAUCCUAAAGAUCUUUGUUGACAACCCAUUUGCCAUCACUCUGCUGAAGCAGUCUACGUCUGUGCGUUGUCUGGACAUGAGUACAUCCCGCAGCAAGCUGGCCGUGGUGGACGAACACAACACCUGCCUGGUUUACGACAUCCACACCAAGGAGCUGCUCUUCCAGGAGCCCAAUGCUAACAGCGUAGCCUGGAACACCCAGUGUGAGGACAUGCUGUGUUUCUCAGGCAGCGGCUACCUCAACAUCAAGGCCAGUAACUUCCCAGUGCAUCAGCAGAAGCUGCAGGGCUUCGUGGUGGGCUACAACGGCUCCAAGAUCUUCUGCCUGCACGUGUACUCCAUGUCCGCCGUGGAGGUGCCUCAGUCGGCUCCCAUGUACCAGUAUCUGGAGAGGAGGAUGUUCAAGGAGGCCUAUCAGAUCGCCUGCCUGGGUGUGACUGACAGUGACUGGAGGGAUCUGGCCACGGAAGCACUGGAGGGGCUCGACUUUGACACCGCUAAGAAGGCAUUCAUCAGAGUACGAGACCUGCGCUACCUGGAGCUCAUCAACAGCAUUGAGGAGAGGAAGAAGAGAGGUGAGAGCGACACUGAGCUGUUCCUUGCGGAUGUCUAUGCCUACCAGGGGAAAUUCCACGAGGCUGCCAGGCUCUACAAGAGGACUGGCUUGGACUCCAGAGCUCUCAGCAUGUACACGGACCUGCGCAUGUUUGAGUACGCUAAGGAGUUUGUGGGCGCGGCAGACCCUAAAAACACUCGCAUGCUGAUGUCCAAGCAGGCCGACUGGGCUAAGAACAGCAAGGAGCCGCGGGCCGCUGCUCAGAUGUACCUGACUGCAGGAGAACACCUCAAAGCCAUCGACAUCAUAGGAGAACACGGCUGGGUCGACAUGCUGAUUGACAUAGCCCGUAAGCUGGAUAAGGCGGAGCGCGAACCACUGGCUAAGUGUGCGGCCUACUUCCAGAAGCUGAAGCACCAUGGUUAUGCCUCUGAGACCUACUCCAAGAUGGGAGACCUGCAGGCCCUGGUGCAUCUGCACGUGGAGGCACGACACUGGGACGAGGCCUUCUCUCUGGUGGAGAAACAUGCUCAGUUUAAAGAUGACGUCUAUGUGCCCUACGCUCAGUGGCUGGCUGAGAACGACCGCUUUGAGGAGGCACAGAAAGCGUUCCACAAGGCGGGCCGACAGAGUGAGGCUGUGAAGGUGUUGGAACAGCUUACCCACAAUGCCGUGGUGGAGAGCAGGUUCAAUGACGCAGCAUAUUAUUACUGGAUGCUCUCUAUGCAGUGUCUGGACAUCGCUAGGGAAAACGAAGAGAGGAAGGAGGAGAUGCUGAAGAAGUUCAAGCGUUUCCAGCACCUGGCUGAGCUCUACCAUGUUUACCACUCAAUACAGCGUUACACAGAUGAACCCUUUAGCUCCCAUAUGCCUGAGACGCUCUUUAACAUCUCCAGGUACCUCCUACACAACCUCACCAAGGACGUGCCACUGGGCAUCUCUAAAGUUAACACUCUUUAUGCGUUGGCCAAGCAGAGCAGAACCCUGGGAGCGUUUAAACUAGCCAGACAUGCCUAUGAGAAGCUCCAGGACCUCCACGUUCCCUCUCGCUUCCAGGAGUCAAUGGACCUGGGCAGCCUUACCGUCCGCUCCAAACCAUACCACGACAAUGAGGACCUGAUCCCCAUGUGUUACCGCUGUUCCACCAACAACCCCCUGCUGAACAGCCAGGGCAGUGUGUGUAUCAACUGCAAACAGCCCUUCAUCUAUUCAGCAUCUUCAUACGAGGUCCUUCCUCUGGUGCAGUUCUACCUGGACAAAGGUAUCGGUGAUGAGGAGGCUGUGUCUCUCAUUGACCUGGAGGUCCCUUGCAUUGACAGGAAGGCUGCUCGCUGGCAGGAGAUGAGCAGUGGGGAGUCCCAGUCUCUGAAGCUGGAUGAUGGCACAGAAGACACAGAGGAGGACCCUUUCAUGGCCAAACUCAGCUUUGAGCAGGGGGGCUGUGACUUUGUCCCGGUGGUGGUGAGUCGCUCCGUGCUGAGGUCUAUGAGCAGGAGGGAUGUCCUGAUCAAGCGCUGGCCCAAACCCCUGCAGUGGGAGUACUACCGCUCCUUACUGCCUGAUGUCAGCAUCACCAUGUGCCCCUCCUGCUUCCAGAUGUUCCACAGUGAAGACUAUGAGCUGCUUGUGCUUCAGCACAACUGCUGUCCCUACUGCCGUCGGCCCAUCGAUGAACCCAACUGACCUCCCCAAACUGGUCUAGAAUCAAUUCAUCCAUCUCACAAUUCAUUCAUAUCUUCAGUUUCACUCUUGCUCUUCUGAGCAAUGUUCCAUCCAUAUGCUGGCAGCCCCAAACCCUCAUGGAUGUUAUUUCAGGGAUGGGAUUAUGAAGAUCAUUAUAGUCCGCAACAAAAGCACAUCUUCAGCUGAUCAACGCUAUAGAAUGAACAGGAUGAGAUCACACAGAUUUACGAAUGAACUCUUCUGUCUAGAAAAACGUAUUUUAAUUCACUGGUAUUUAUUGUUGCCGUUAUGUUAUGUGUACUUUAACUCUCUAGCAUUCCACAUUAUUAUUUAGGUAAAUAGUCAUGGUGUGAUGUUUUUUUUUAAAGAGUUGAAUAUAUUGUAUUUUUAUAUUAUUAAAGUAAAAAAAAAU
Salvelinus namaycush (lake trout) is the source of this 4340-nucleotide messenger RNA. It is a transcript of the gene ift122, whose product is annotated as intraflagellar transport 122 homolog (Chlamydomonas). Gene Ontology annotation, cellular component: non-motile cilium; intraciliary transport particle A. Lineage: Eukaryota; Metazoa; Chordata; Actinopteri; Salmoniformes; Salmonidae. The transcript is spliced from 30 exons. Gene Ontology annotation, molecular function: protein binding. The record is from RefSeq and is a predicted model, not a curated record. Gene Ontology annotation, biological process: non-motile cilium assembly; intraciliary retrograde transport; protein localization to cilium. Bases 92 to 3928 code for a protein of 1278 amino acids.